UGCGCGGAACUAUUUCGGGGGUUGUCCUAGGUUCCGGAUGCUGAUCGUGACUGUGCCACUUCCUGUACCGUUGAGUGCAAUGUACUGUAAAAGCAAUACGUACAGAUAAGUGUUGGGCCAUCGGAAUUUUACCAUCAACAAAAAAGAUUAGCAGACCUGGGAAGGAAUACAGGUCAAUAUUAGCCAUACAUUACAGCACUCACUAUCAUCAUCAUCAUCGUCAUCGUCGUCAUCAUGAAAACUGGAUUUCAAUUUACACCGGAGAAUAAACCCAUACGGUUCUUACCAGCGUCACGGCUCUUCUGGGCAUCACCCAUGACCAACACUUCACUUCACAACUAUCCACUGGAGAUUUGGACAACCAUCCCGGAGAACGAGCUAAUCCUGCGCCUGUGUCUGUUCGUGCCAGUCAUUCUGUUCGGUCUGCUCGGCAAUGGCAUCCUGCUGGAGGUGAUCUUCACGAACCGCACGUUGCGCACCCCGAGCCAUCUGCUGAUCGCGAACCUGGUCAUCACCGAUUUCCUGACGCUGCUCGUGCGCCCCAUUUUCUUUAUGACCCACGAUUUCUUCCAAAACUAUCUGCUCGGUCCGGUCGGUUGCAAGAUGGAAGGUUUGAUCGAAGGUGGGCUACUGGUCACCUCCGUCCUAAGCAUGUGCGUGAUCAGCUACGAUCGCUUGUCGGCGGUGGUGCUUUCGUCGGGCAGUCGUCUGAAGGGACGUGGAACUGCGGCAGCGAUUGCGUUUUGUUGGGUUGCCGGAUUCACCAUCUCGGUGCCGCUGUCUCUGUACCGUCACUUCAAGAUCCGCCAGUGGUACAAUUGGGUCGAGAUGUACUGCCAGGAGGAACAUGCACUUCUCGCGACCUAUUGGAACUUUCUCAUUGCAAUGUUGGUCUGGUUUCCGCUCGGCAUUAUGCUGAUCGCCUACACGCUCAUCAUCCUGAAGCUGGACCGCUACGAACGGAAUGCCCUGCGGCGUCAGCAUCCGAUGGUGGUGCGGUACAAGAGCCGCGUGGCUAAAACGCUCUACAUCGUCCUGCUCGGCUUCAUCAUUGUGCGCAUCCCGUACACCAUCAUGGUGCUGCUGUAUUACGAUGUCGAAAAUUUUGAAAACAAGGAGUAUAGCGAAUCGUUCGUACUUGCCUGGUGGCUGACGAAGGUAGCGUUUAUGCUACUGAACGCAGCCAUUAAUCCGCUCGUGUAUGGACUGACGAACAAGACAUUCAAGAAAGCCCUUCGAGGAUCGCGAAUUUUGCAAUUUCUCUGUCGACUGCCACGGGAACCGGAAUCAUCCCCAAAUGCUCCCCUGAGGCCCAUCUGUUGCUUCUGCUGCUGCCGGGGCGAUGGGAAAAGCAAUGAUGCGGAACAGUCCUCUCAGGAGGAUAAGAUUGUAUUCAGAUCCAAAUUUCCCCGUGUCAGCAAACGAUUCCGUGCUACCUGGCUAAACUCUACGUUUAAAGCUAGGCAACCCAGGACCGAGUCUACUGAUGCUGAUAAAUCUUAGCUGAUUCCGAGUGUAUCAUCAUUGCGAUGACGAAUUUGUUGUAAAAUAUAUGCUUUAUGAAAUGAAAUACUCUAUACUAAUAGAGCAAUAAAGGAAUCCAGGUACUAUCGCUGAACUGGAA
This is a messenger RNA of Anopheles aquasalis, 1624 nucleotides long. RefSeq names its product neuropeptide Y receptor type 2-like. The record is from RefSeq and is a predicted model, not a curated record. Lineage: Eukaryota; Metazoa; Arthropoda; Insecta; Diptera; Culicidae. Gene Ontology annotation, molecular function: G protein-coupled receptor activity. Gene Ontology annotation, cellular component: membrane. Gene Ontology annotation, biological process: G protein-coupled receptor signaling pathway.